Molecule: messenger RNA, 1997 nt
Organism: Myxocyprinus asiaticus (Chinese sucker)
Lineage: Eukaryota; Metazoa; Chordata; Actinopteri; Cypriniformes; Catostomidae
Product: membrane progestin receptor gamma-B
Exons: 9
Coding region: 48-1121 (357 amino acids)
Cellular component (GO): membrane
Molecular function (GO): signaling receptor activity
Source: RefSeq, a predicted model, not a curated record
AGUGUGUUCGAUGCUUUAGGCAGUUAGGGGCCGUUCAUCUGGGGAACAUGUUCAGCCUGAUCAAACUGCCGCGUGUCCGUACUGUCCACCAGGUGCCUAAAGCAUUCCAGGAGGACAGUAUCAUCUCUGGUUAUCGACACCCUCGUAGUUCGGCCACAGACUGUGUCCUUAGUCUCUUCCAGCUCACCAACGAAACACUCAAUGUCUGGACACAUUUUCUACCAACCUGGUAUUUUCUAUGGAAGUUGAUGACUGUGUUGUUGAUGGAGGAUGUGUGGUAUGAUGAGUAUACAUGGCCUCUUCUGGCCUUUCUGUUUUCCUGCUGUAUGUACCCACUGGCCUCCAGCUGUGCCCAUACCUUCAACACCAUGUCUACCCAUGCUCGCCAUAUCUGCUACUUCUUUGACUACGGAGCGCUCAGUCUGUACAGCCUUGGUUCAGCUAUCAGCUUCUCUGCAUAUGUUAUACCUGAUGCAUGGGUCAACAGCAUUUUUCACGCAUACUACAUUCCAGUAGCUGUUUUUAACUCCAUUCUCUCAACCAGCCUAGCCUGCUACUCAAGGCUUGGCUUACCAUUCCUUCACUAUAACCAUGACAUCGAUGAAAGAUUCUCCCAGAGACAGAGCCCAAGGCUGAGUAAGGUUUUGCGAAUUCUUGCCUUCGCCUUCCCCUACCUGUUUGACAACAUUCCUCUCUUCUACAGGUUAUUUCUGUGUGAAGGUGAGGGUUGCACUGAUAAUGAGGCAAAUUCCAUUCAUGUUCACCACACAUUGCUCGCAUUUCUUACCGGAUUCUUGUUUGCAACACACCUACCUGAGAGACUGGCACCUGGACGCUUCGACUAUAUAGGUCACAGCCAUCAGCUGUUCCACGUAUGUGGGAUCAUUGGGACACACUUUCAGAUGAAGGCCAUAGAAACUGACAUGAUGCUGAGACGAUCACAGCUGCUGGUCAGUGGUCCAGCCAUCACCUUUAACAACACAGUGGGGGCUGCUCUGGUCUGUGUCUGCAUCAGUUUAGGAAUCAUAUGCAUUUAUAGUCUACCUCUGCUCUAUGGCUUCCCACCCAGAAACACAGCCAUCAAAGAUGCUUGCAAUGAUGGACAGAAAUGCAAGGACUAAGAGCUCCUUGAGACACAGGUUGUCUGAGAAAGAUUGAUUGCAGUCUUGCACAAAUAUUUAAAUGACCAAAGUUAUUAUGGAAAUGUAUCUAGGACAUUCUUACUAGAUAUGACGUUGUAAAAAUCCCCAAGAGGGGUUUAUAAGUUUACUGAAGCUAUGCACACUGAGAUUGCAAAGAGUAAUGAGUGAGUAAAUGUGUUACUACUUCUCAGGGGAGUGCAAGGUAAGGCACUGUUAAUCUCGGGACAUUAUAUGUUAGUGGGAGGGUUUGUUAAACAUGACUCCAUUUCAUUUAUGAUGUAAAGACAAACACUACACAAGCUCACAGCACGGACCUCAGCAAAUCACUAACAACAUUAAAUUGUGCGCUAUAUUAGUUGUGUGCACAGAAUCCCAAAGUCUACAGUGGCAAUCAGGAUUUUUACUACAUAUUUCCUCUCUGUAAAACUGUAAAACAGCAUAAGAUUUAAUUAAAGAAAAAGAGGUUUCUGUGGGAGGAAUUUUUUUUUUUUUUCAUAACAUCUGUUCAUACCUAUUGGUCAUGUAACCAAAACUUAAUCUAUUUAUUGUUUCCAGGACUCUUUAUAAUAAAAGUAUUUUUAAUUUUUUAUUUUUUUUUUAUUUUAUUGAAAUGUAAAUCUAAUCUAUUAAUGAAAUGAAAAGAGAAAUUCUGAUUGAUAGUGUCUUAGUGUAUAUUAUACUGCCCUUUACAGCCUGGUGGGAGCAAGGCAUUUUUUUUUAAAAGUCACAAAAUCUACAGAAAACUCUACAAGCAGCAUUGAAAAGCUGAAUAGAGGGAUGCAUGAGACCAUGGAGUGAUUGUGAUUUUGUAUUAAAACUGGAUUAUAAUAAUUUUAUAUAAAACAAUAUGUGCUG